Paramecium pentaurelia is the source of this 3855-nucleotide messenger RNA. The record is from the annotation of a GenBank genome assembly. NCBI's taxonomy places the organism in Eukaryota, Ciliophora, Oligohymenophorea, Peniculida, Parameciidae.
AUGUAAUAACAAAAAGUGAUCUUUGGAAACAAGUAGAGCGUAUACCUUUCCUAAGUCUGUUUUUAAGGCACAAAAUACAGAUUAUAUUCAACAUCUGAGUACAAUUAUGUAGUAAAGAUGUAUGACAAUGGAUAAGAGAAGGUAAUAACUUAAAUUAUGAAUUUUAAUUUAGUAUUUGAAUACUGAGUUACAAGCCGUUCAAAUUUUCAAAGAUUAUGGAAAUAUCAACAUUGCCAAAGCACUUGAAGGGGAUCUACAAUAAAAUAUUAAAGUAAUAGUUUUUGAAAAAGCUGAAGUCCUCCAAAAUAUUUUGAAGGAUUCAUAAAAAGGUUUAGAGGAACCUCAAGUCCUAAAAGUAAGCAGAAAAAUAAGUGUAGAUUUUAUUGGAUUUGAGCAAAGGAUUAAAAUAAUGUCAUAGCUUAGGCAUCACUCAUCGCGAUAUUAGACCUGAAAAUGUGUUGAUUGGAUUGGAUAAAUAAGCUAAAUUAUGGAAUUUUUAACGUUGCUUUUUUUAAGUAUGAAAUAAUGUAAUAGAGUAAUACGAUCAUUUGCCAAAUGAAUAUAUUCCUAAAAUUAAAGAAGAAAUUGAAGCCAACACUUUUGAGCAUGUCAGAGCUCCUGAGCAAAAGGAUUUUUCGCAAAGAUGGCCUAUAACUAAAAAGGUUGACAUUUAUGCUUUAGGAUAAUUAAUGUACUACAUUCUAUUUAAAGUACGCUAUGAUUAAAAUCCUAAUUGGGAAAAGAAGUAUCAAUUAUGUUAUAUAAGUCCGAAAUGGGGUCUCUAUAGUAAUAAAUUGUAAGAAUUAAUAAGGCUUCUAUUAAUUCCCAACCCAAAAGACAGAUUAAGUGCUGAAUAAAUUGAAGAAUAUAUUCAAACUUAUCUUAUAAACUAGAAGUACACAAAAUUUAAUAUGUAGUCCUGUGUCUUCUCAAAUUCAUAUUAGAAGCUUAUCAACAAAUGAAAAAAUGAAUAAAGAAAUACUUACAUAAAGAAAUGAAAAUUAUAAAAGCAAUUAAUUAGAGAUGAUUGAUUUUCAACAUCCAUCUUCGUCAUCUUUAUCUACAAAAUUUGUCAAAUUAGUUAGUAAAGUAGCCUAAAAGACAGAUUUUUGGGUGGCUGCAUGUUUGGAAGAAGUUGAUGCUGCUCCAAAUUAAAAAUAUUUUCGCUUUCUUCAUGUUAAAGCAUGGUAAAAGAAAGCCAAAAUCCCAAAAUUUUAUGAAAAGUUAUCAAACAGAUUAUAAUUAAAUUCUGUGAUAGUUACCUUUAAGGCCCUUUAAUUGCUACAUAAUUAUUUAAAGAAAGGACCAUAAGAAGCAUUAAUGGUUAAUAAUUAAAAUUCAACUCCCCUUUGUAUUUUAGAGAGGAUUAAAUUUUAUUAAGAAACAUCUAUGGCAAAACCUUCUAAAGAUAAAUUUAGAUCUCAAUUUUUUACUAAUUUGUUAUACAGCUAUUCUAUUAUAUUAAUAGAAAAGGUCAAAUUCCAUAAAUAUUACUUAAAAUAUUUUGAAGGUAAUUUUGCUAUGGUUCCCUUCUUUAAUAAUAUAAAUUCUAGGGAUAAAUUAAAAUUAAGCAUAGCAAUAUUAAAUAAUCUAAAUAAUUUGUGGAAAUAGUUUAAUACUUUCAUAAUUAGUUUCUAAUUCUAAAAAUCAUCUCUUUUUAAUUUAUAAUUAGGAUUUGCAAUUACUAUGGCAGAUGAAUUAUACAAUAUAUUAUGUACGUGCACUCACAUUUAUUAUGCUUUAAAAUAGAGUACAAAUUAUAUAAGUGGCGUGCCUCUAUAAAAUAAUGAAAUCAAAUAAGUAUUUCUACAAUUAGAAGAUGAUUACCAGAACAAUUUUUUUAAUACUACAUAAUUUUUUUAAUCUUGUAAAUAGAUUCCUUAAUUUUAUUAAAUUAUACCUGAUCCUCCAAGAAGUGUAAUUGAUACUUUAAAAAAAGUACCAUUUUUCUAGCCUAUUAAAGGAGAAUUCAAUAUUUAUGAUUAUUUAAGUUAUUCAAUGUCAAUCGACGGAAUUAAAAUACCUUAGAGUUAUGGGGAAAUAAUGAGUACUUAAGUAAUGGAAUAUGAUGAUGAAGUUGUAGAAUUGGAUCCAAGAAAUGAAAAGUUUGCAACAUAAUAUCCGAUUAAACCAGUUUUAUCAGUUUAACCAUAUAGUGAAAGGAUUAAUAAAUUUAGUUUUGAUGUAGAUGCUAUUGUAAAUAGUUCCUAUAAUAAUUCUAAUGUAAUAUAAUAAUAAUAACAAUAAUAAUAAUAAUAACAAUAAUAAUAAUAAUAACAAUAAUAAUAAUAAUAAUAAUAAUAAUAAUAAUAAUAAUAAUAAUAAUAAUAAUAAUAAUAAUAAUAAUAAUAAUAAUAAUAAUAAUAAUAAUAAUAAUAAGCACAAGAGGAGUUAUAAUUUUUUAAACAAUAACAAGAUAAUCUGUAAAAUCUAAAUAAAAAUCCAGAGUAGAAAAAGAAAUAGACUAAACAAUAAUCACAAGGCUCUUAUUAAGGAUUAGAUUUUUCAGAUGAUGAUGAAGAACAUCAAAAUGAUGAUGAGACAGAAUAAUUUCCAAAUAAACCAAAUGAACAAUUGUAAAAUAACAUAAGGGCGCCCUUAGCCAAUUAAAAUGUUAAAUUAACAAAGGAAUUAUUAAAUGAUGAUGAAUUUUUGAAUUGGGGGGGAAAAAAAAAUGGAGCAAAUAAAUAAAAUGGUAUACCUUAAAAUUAAAGAAUUUAAUCAGCAAAUUCUUAGCCAAUAAAAUACAAUUAUUUGGAUUAAUUUAAUUAGUUUAAUGAAAAGAGUAAAAAUAAUAAUAUUUCAUAAUAAAAAGUAGAUCUAAGUUAAUAAUUAUAGUAAUAGUAAUAAUAAUAAUAAUAAUAAUAAAAUAAUUUUUAAGUUGUAGAUUAUUUUUAAAAGUAGGGGAAAAGUAAAUAAAUUAUCAUCAUAUUUUAGACGUUUAAGAAUGGAUGAUUUCUCACGAACAACUAAAAUUAGAAAGAUUAAUUGGUACAGGAAGCAGUUGUGAAGUAUAUAAGGGAUAUUGGAAAGGAGGUGAAGUGGCUAUAAAGAAAAUGAAAAUAAAAUCUUUGAAUGAAAGUCAUUUAAAGGAAUUUAGAAGAGAGAUAUCUGCUUUUGUAACAAUUUAAAAGCAUAAUAAUUUGGUUUAAUUAAUGGGAAUAUCUUAAAAAGAUGAUGAAUUAUAUAUUGUAACAGAGUUUUGUGCAGGUGGAACAUUGUUCGAUUUAUUACAUCGAAAAAAACAUUUAGAUAUCUCUUGGCAGAAUAGAGUAAAAAUAGCAUGGUAAAUUGCAGAAGGAAUGUUACAUUUACAUAAAUUGAAUCCACCAUUGAUUCAUAGAGAUUUGAAAAGUUUAAAGUACUUGUUUCUUAUAAGAAAUAUUAGUUUAUUAUUAGAAUAGACAUUUGAUUAAUCAAAAGUGAAUAUAAAGAUAGCUGACUUUGGUCUUGCAAGAGUUUAGGCUGAUAAUGGUGAAAUAAUGACAGGGAUAUUGGGAACAUUUGUAAUAUAUAUUAUAUAAAUUAUAGCAUUGGAUGGCCCCUGAAGUAUUUUAGAAUGUACCUUAUACUAUAAAAGCAGAUGUUUAUUCUUAUGCAGUAUUUUAGUUUAUCUAAUUUUAGAUAGUUUUAUGGGAAAUAUGUUGCAGAGAAACGCCUUAUAAAUAAUUAUCUACAAAUCCUCCUGCAAUUAUGAAAUUAGUAACUGUUGAUCAUGGAAGACCAGAUUUAAACUUAAUUUAGUUAGGAUGCCCAUAAUUUUUAAAAGAUUUAAUGAUUAAAUGUUGGGAUCAAGAUCCAAAUAAAAGACCAUCGUUUUAAGAAAUAACAUAAUACUUGCGUGCAUAAUUAUGA